UUCGUUGCUUUCUAUAUUUUGGAAAAGUUUUUUUUUUCUCCCCUCACUUUUUGAAGGGAGCACUUGUUCUGGCUUUGAAGUAUUCUGUUUCAGUAUAGCUGGGCCAUAUAUCUUUGAUGAAAACCCUCAACUGAGGGGCUGUGGGAACACAGGAGCUUCGGUUAUUUAUGCAACGAAGUGGCAGGAGUUAAUGAAUCACACAGAGAGAAAGCGAGAGGGAGAGAAAAAAAAAGACUCAUCAUAAAAUAAAUCCUCACCAAGAACUGUUGUAACUCUAUAACAAGUUCCUUCUGAGAUAUUACCACAAGAGAUGACACAACACCACAGAAACAAGGUCGCUGAACUUGCACCCCGCGUAGGAAUAUUACAGGAGAGCUGCGGUGCGGCUGUAAAGAAGAACUGAUCCAGAGUGGCCAUUCCUUUGUCCCGCUGCAUACAUAAGGCCUAGUGGGUGGAUGAGUGAAGUCACAUGGUCACUUUUCCUUUUUCCCACACAAACACACCCACAUCCUCUUCCAUGCAGCCGCUCUUCACUCUUCUUCAACUCUGUGUUUACCCGCAGCGGGCAGUCUGCUCCGUCUGGAUACUGUAGCAGCAUCAAGUUGCGCACUGCAAGCUUUCUUUUUUUUUUCUUUACCACAAUGUAUCCGAACAGGGGAUAACAUCCGUCUGCUUUUACUUUUAUUCACAUUUCUGGAGUCUCUGUCGGAGAAAUUCGACAUCACAUCGUCCGGAGCCAGUUAACUCACCAAGUCAGCAUUUUUGUUCCAGAGGACGAGUAGGAGGCCCUUGCAGUGACAGCAUGAGUCUGGUGGAGGUGAGGCAGACAGCGGGGUCUCUCACCCUGUCCCUGUCCAGCAACGACUCCAAGGAGCGCUACUUUGACCGCGUGGACGAGAGUGACCCCGAGUACCUCCGCAGCAGGAACAUGUCGCCGGACCUGAGGCAGGACUUCAACAUGAUGGAGCAGAAGAAGAGGGUCACCCAGAUCCUGCAGAGUCCAGUGUUCAAGGAUGAGUUGGAAGGCCUGAUUCAGGACCAGAUGACAAAGGGCAACACCCCUACAGGUCUCCUGGCUCUGAGGCAGAUUGCUGACUUAGUCAUGGCCAGCACCUUGGGAGGGGGUGGCCCCCUGACUUCGCCCAUCAGCUUUGGGAUGGUGACUCCAGUCAAUGACUUGUAUGGCAUUGAGUCUCCCUCCUUUGCUAAAGGGGAGAAACAGAGUCGCUGCAAGUUGGCCAGCCUCUACAGGCUUGUUGACCUCUUCAGCUGGGCUCGUUUUACAAGCUCCUACAUUACUGUACGGAUCAACAAAGAGCAGGACCAUGUUCUAAUCAGUCCACGAGGUCUGUCUUUUGCUGAGGUGACGGCAGCAAAUUUGGUGAAAGUAAACAUAAUCGGUGAGGUGGUGGACCAGGGUUCUACUGAUAUGGGUAUCGACCACUUUGGGUUUGCUCCUCAUGCUGCCAUUUACUCAAUGCGCCCUGAUGUGAGAUGUAUCAUCCACAUACAUACCCCUGCUACAGCUGCAGUGUCCUCUAUGAAAUGUGGCAUCCUGCCCAUUUCCCAGGAGGCUUUGCUUCUGGGAGACGUGAGUUGCUAUGGUUACCAUGGCAGCUUGGAUAAUAAAGAGGAGAAGGUGGAGUUUCAGAAAGCUCUGGGCCCUACUGCCAAGGUGAUGAUGCUGAGGAACCACGGGCUGCUGACUAUGGGAGAAACGAUCGAAGAGGCUUUUCACUAUGUGUACCACUCACAGCAAGCUUGUGAAAUCCAGGUGAAUGCUUUGAGUUGUUCACGGGAUGCAGACAGCCUCAUGCUCCUGGACAGGGAGAAGUUUAAACCCCUGACCCAGGGAGUGGCUGCUGCCGGGGUGGUGAUGGACAAAGAGGUCAAGUGGAAAGUCGGCGAGGCUGAGUUCGAGUCCCUUAUGAGGAUGCUGGACAACCUGGGAUACAGAACAGGCUACUCUUACAGGAACCCCAUUGUCCGUGAAAAGCCCCGCUCUAAGAAUGAUGUGGAGAUCCCUGCCACGGUGUCAGCUGUGCCACCGGAGGACAGUGAGUCGGGUCUGCGAAGCCCCCUCAAGUUUAUGGUGCAGAAACAGCAGAGAGAAAGGACCCGGUGGCUCAACUCGCCCAACAGCUACUUGAAGGUCAAUGUUCCUGAACGGUCACCCAGCGGGGAUGUCAGCCCCAGGACCAAGACCGUGUGGAUGAAGUCUUCACAGCCAGGCAACAGCACUGGCACACCCAUAAAGAUCGAGGACCCCAACCAGUUUGUGCCACUCAACACUGAUCCCACAGAGGUUCAGGAUAAGAGGAACCGGAUAAAGGAACAGCACAGAGGGGACCAGAUGACCCCAGGACCAAAGUCUCAGUUACUAGCAGGAAUUGUUGUGGACACCAUCCCAGGACCAGCUUUCAUUGUUGAAGAUGAGGAAUACACUCGCUCUCUUCCUCCCAACCCUUUUAACAAUCUCACAGAGAGGGAGCUGGAGGAAUACAAGAACACGGUGGAAAGAAAGCAGCAAGGCCAAGAAGAUGAUGAUGCCACUGAUGCAGAUGAGAUGACAACCUUUGAUGGCUCUACUAUCUCCCUCUCUCUUUCUCCCAUAAUGACACCAGCUAAACAAGACACAAUUCCUAAUGGGAAAGACCACUUGACAGAGCUGGAGGAGGAUCUGAGCAUCGAGGUUUCCAAGCUGAGCGUGAGCACUGCAGAAACGGUGGAAAUCUCUAUCACAUCGAAGGAGAAGACGGGAGAGGCUCAGACCCCGGAGAGCCAAACAAAGUCCCCCAAGAAAAAGAAAAAGAAGUUCCGCACACCUUCAUUUUUGAAAAAGAGCAAGAAAAAGAAGGAUGAGAAAGAAAAAACAGAAGCCUGAGGGUGUUUACUGUUAAAACAAUUAGUGUUUUGAAAGGAAUACAUCAAAAUUAUGUUCUGAAUUUUCAGCUUGUUGAAGAGAAGUGAAAUAAGACUUAGUCUUUAAGUCUCCCAGGACUGUGUUGUUUUUACACAUCUUCCCUCAUUCACGACUAUUACUUCAUGUGAAUGUUUUUCUAAGAUAGUAUAAUGGAUGUUGGUUUUUAUUAUUUCCCACGAGAAUUUGUUAUUGACCACGCCAGAAGGACUCAGCAGACUGAAAUCAAAUGAAAGGUUAAUACAAAAACUGCGAUGUUUGUGGGCGUUAUUACCCAUAUUUUUAAUGGGAUUUAUAAAUGGAUAUUGUAGGAAUACAAAGUUGUUAAGGUAAGCAAAACGUCAGAUGACAGUAAUGAUUUUUUUCCCUUUUUGCACAAGUUCAUUGUUGAAUGUAUACAGAAAGCUUAGAAAAUUGUUUUACCAAUAUAAAAUCUAACAAUCACCCUAAUAGUGUCACAGUGGCUGAACAUAUUAAUAUUAUACAACGUUUAGCCUUAAGAAGUAUGAUUUGUAUCUGAACCUAUUCAUAGGUAUAUGAUCUUCUAAUAAUAUAUGUUGGUUUAUAUUAUAGAUAUUACAAUAUAGUGUUUGAUAGUUACAUAAAUGAUUUGAUAGUCUUUACAUAUUUACCUUACAUUCUAACUCUUAUACUAGACAUGCUGUGAGUGAGAAUUCAGUAAUAAUUCAUGUUUUUACAUUCAUGUCAGUGGUAUUGUUCCCAUGGUUGCUGCUUUAUUGUAAUUGUGACAAGAAAUCGACUGUGACUAACAGGAAGAACUCAGCCAAGUGACGAUUCGUGCAUAUUGAUGUUUAGUGACAAAGUCUGACUUUUAUAGAACUGACAGAAAAUCACUAGUUGUUUGGAUGCUAACAAUGAAAGUGCCAAGACUGAACCGUAGAAAGUUGAAUGCGAUGGACGUUUUGAAUCAUUUUGUCCAAAUAGUCAUUUAAUGGCAAUAUGCUAUGGAAAGCCUGUCUUCAUAACCAGAGUUUGAUAUAAACUAUAUUAGAGGACCAUAUAUUUACAUCCCAGUCAAUAAUGUGAAUGAUUUGUUUUGACCCAAAGGGAGUGAACUUUUUUGCCUUUGUAAAUAGUUUGUUUUUGUGAAGUUAUUUUGUUAAUGCUAAACCAAAUGUUAAACAAUAAGACGUAGAAAUGUGACAGUACAAUCUAAUAACAAUAUUUUAACACUACUUUUAUCAUAAUGUUUUUUUUAUUCAUUUUAAUGCACAGUGCAUCGUGUUUACAAAUUGUAUUACUUAUGUAAUUUGUGUGCCUAGUGCUUGUGUUUUCCUUGUUUACGUUGCUAUUUGUCACGCCUUUCCCCCCUCUGUGGUGCUUUACAUUACAAUCACCUUGCCUCAAAGUCAGCCAUUUUAAAAUUGCCUUCCAUCUGAUGUAAUAAAAGAUGCCAUAUGUUUCCAGA
Molecule: messenger RNA, 4349 nt
Organism: Scatophagus argus
Lineage: Eukaryota; Metazoa; Chordata; Actinopteri; Scatophagidae
Gene: add3b
Product: adducin 3 (gamma) b
Exons: 15
Coding region: 803-2884 (693 amino acids)
Biological process (GO): barbed-end actin filament capping
Cellular component (GO): postsynaptic density; cytoskeleton; plasma membrane
Molecular function (GO): actin filament binding
Source: RefSeq, a predicted model, not a curated record